UUGCAAGGAAAUACGGAAACAUAAUAAGAUGCAGAAGCGUUUAUCUCCAAAGAAGUAACAUCUUUUCGUUAAAACUGAGUUUCUAGUUGACUACGUUCGUACAUUUUGGAAUUUUUUUUGCAGAGCUCGGCAUUCUGAAUUCUGAAAGAUGGCGGAGAAAUCGUCGUCUUCUCAAAAUGCUGGAGUCAAAAUCGGGCAUUACAUCUUAGGAGACACCUUAGGAAUCGGAACAUUUGGGAAGGUUAAAAUUGCAACACAUCAACUGACAAAUCACAAAGUAGCUGUGAAGAUUUUGAACAGACAAAAGAUAAAAAGUUUGGAUGUUGUCGGAAAAAUAAAAAGGGAGAUCCAGAAUCUGAAGCUUUUUCGCCACCCUCACAUCAUCAAAUUGUAUCAAGUGAUAAGCACACCCACAGACAUCUUCAUGGUAAUGGAGUAUGUGUCAGGAGGCGAACUCUUUGAUUACAUCGUCAAACAUGGCAAACUGAAGGAGCCCGAGGCCAGGCGAUUCUUCCAGCAGAUUAUUUCUGGAGUGGACUACUGCCAUCGACACAUGGUCGUCCACCGAGAUCUCAAACCUGAAAAUCUGCUACUGGACAGUAAUCUCAAUGUUAAAAUUGCUGACUUUGGGCUCUCAAACAUGAUGCAUGAUGGUGAAUUUUUACGUACGAGCUGUGGUUCCCCUAACUAUGCUGCCCCAGAAGUCAUCUCAGGAAAACUGUAUGCUGGACCAGAGGUAGACAUCUGGAGUUGUGGGGUUAUCCUCUAUGCCCUGCUGUGUGGAACGCUCCCAUUUGAUGAUGAACACGUGCCAACUUUAUUCAGGAAGAUUAAAUCUGGAAUAUUUGCUGUCCCUGAUUACCUGAACAAGGAGGUGGUCAGUCUGCUGUGUAUGAUGCUCCAGGUAGACCCCCUUAAACGGGCCACCAUAGCUCAGAUCAGGGAACAUGACUGGUUCCAGAAGGAUCUACCAUCUUACCUGUUCCCAUCCCCUCAAGACCAGGACGCCUCCAUUGUAGAAAUGGAUGUCAUACGAGAAAUUUGUGAGAAAUUUGGUGUGACUGAAUACGAAGUCCAGAGGGCCUUACUGAGCAAUGACCCGCAUGACCAGCUAAAUAUAGCCUAUCACCUGAUUGUGGACAAUCGGAGACUGGCCGGAGAAGGUGAUUAUGGAGUGUCCACCACUAGUACAUUUACAGAUGUAGAGUUACAUGAGUUCUAUCUGGCCUCCAGUCCUCCCCCUGACUCCUUCCUUCUGGCAAAGCAGUCUCAUAUACUGGGCACACCAACGCCCCAGGAACAUGCCACAAGUCCCAUGCGACCUCAUCCAGAAAGAAUGCCAGAGAUGAAGAAUACUUCCCAUACCUUAGAACCUAUUGUUAAUACAAAACAACUUGGUGCUCAGGCAAAGAAGGCCAAAUGGCAUCUAGGAAUUCGAUCACAAAGUAAACCACUAGACAUUAUGCAUGAAGUUUACAGAGCCAUGAAAACUUUAGACUAUGAAUGGAAGAUUGUGAACCCAUACCAUGUACGAGUCAGAAGAAAGAACCCAGUGACUGGUAGACAUUCUAAGAUGAGUCUACAGCUGUAUCAGGUGGACCAGAAGAGUUAUCUACUGGACUUUAAGAGUCUGUCUAAUGUGGAGAUCCAUGAGUCCAUGUCCUCCUCCUCCUCCGUUGAGUCCACUCGUAUGCCAAUGUCACCCCCCUCCUCCUGCUCAGAUCUUGAUCCGGCCACUGACACUGUCUUGUUAAUGCCUGAUCCAGCAGCCUCUGAAGCUCAAGUUAUCAAUAACCAUGAAUCUUCGACCAGUGAGAGUUUAGCUAGUAUCCUAGAUGAGAAGAUGGACAUAGAUGAAGAUCAGCCCAGACAGCACCAGACUCUGGAGUUCUUUGAGAUGUGUGCGAGUCUGAUCACAACGCUGGCCAGAUAGAGGGGAUGGCAGGCGGGGACAGAAACUGGCCAGAUAGAGGGGCCAGCAUGGACAGAAACUGUAUACCACGGACGGAAACUGUACACCAAAGGAUAGACAAUUAGUCCAUACUUAUAUAGAGAGACCAUCAGUCAAGUGGUGUAGUCUGAUAUUAACUCAUUCCUUCUUCUCUGUAUUUCUGUCAGUGUUGCAAGUGUAACAGCAAUGUUAAUGUUAAUAGUGUGCAAUAUGUGAUAGAUUUCAAAUACCAAACUUUUGUUACACAUUAUGUCUUAAAUUGCCAGUGAAUGUUGAUAUCACUAGUGAAGAAUUUUCAGUGUUUACAGAUGUGUAGAUGAGUUUUUAAUUGUCUGGAAAUUGUCUUGGAACAUUAUGUAGAAAGGAGUGUCUGUGAUAAAGUCCUCUGUGUUGUUUGUCUUAAGUUUAUUUUUGUCUUCUUUAUUCAACAGAUGUAUGCAUUUAAAAUGUGGAGCAUUUGUUGCUGUCAUUUACAUAUAUAUGUACUCGUUUUCUGCUUAGAAAUGAAUUUCAAGUAACACAAAUUAUUGUAGGAUGUCAGUAGUACAUGUAUUAUGCUUUCUGUCAGAACACAAUGUUGACAAAUGCUUUGGAUUUCCAUGGAAAUUACUUGACAAUUUAAUGUUUUAACAUAUAUUUGACUAUAUUCAAUAUCUUUUGAUCUGUGAGAGUAAUAAGAACUGUUUAUGUUGAAGCUUUAUUUUGUUAUAUUGUGCUCAGAUUUUUUUUAAUGUGAAGCAACGGAAAAUGAUGAAAUCUUGUUAAUAUGUUAAAUUAAAACUGAAACAACUAACAUUUGUUAAAGUGACUUUGAACUGGGUCCCAUGAUUUCUGCUGUAUUCCUGUAAUGAGAAGUAGACUCAAAUAGAAGCGUGCAUUAUAAUAUUAUAUCUGUUUGAACCCAUAUCUGUGGAUCAUAAAAUAUUAAACACAUGUACUUGAAGGAAGAAUACCCCCCCCCCUUGCUCAUCAGACAAAUAACAAUCGUCUUUCAAAAAAUUGAGAUCGAAAAUGGAAAUGAAACCAAUUUUAGAGUAGCAUUCUAACAGAUUGAUUUUUGUCAAUUUUUUGCAGAUUUAUCUCCCUUUCUGGGGGGGGGGGGGGGGGGGUUGUUCUUAAUCAGAUUUUUUUGUCCUGAAAGCAGGAAGAUUUGUAUGAGUUAUGCUUUUCCUGGCAGCUGAAUUCCACCUCGGAUUUCUGAGUUUGGGUCUGCCCUCAGGCAGCUAGGUUUUGUAAAUAUUUACAGCUUUGAUGAAAUGUAUUGUAGAAUUGAGAGAGGACAUUAGUUGAAGACAGUUUAAUAAGCACUGAUUCUCUUUGGUGCUUCUAUACAGUUUAAGUGGAAAUUUUAGCGAGGCACAAAUUUAGUAAUUUGUCCUUAAAAAUUGGUAUUUUAAUUUUAGAGAUGAGUAAUCUAGCAAUUCCAAAAUGCUCACUUAAGAAACUACAUAUCUAAAACAUAAGUAAUUUAUAGCAAUAUUCAAUUUUAGCAAUUUCAGCAACCUCACUAAUAAUGCCAAAAUUAAGUCCUUGCUAAAAAUUCUGCUUAUUCAGUAUUAAUUCCCUUUCAGAAAACUGAAUUAAAUAUAACCAUUUAAUAAUAUUAAAUGAUUUUAGAGAGAAAGAUUUCAAAUAUACAGUUGCUGCAAAUGACUGUUGGAUAAAUAGCAAAUCUUAUAAUAUUUAGUGGUUCAAACUUUGUCAUUUUAAUAUCAAAUGCUUUAUAUCCUAGUCUGGAACUUUUUUAUGCUUCCAAUAUUUAUGUUCGGAUUAUUAGUUUAUUACCAGUGAAUGGAAAAUUAUCUCUGACUGUUCUGUAAGAAGAUUGUUUUUCGUUUAUUUGAUUAUGCUUGCUGUUUAAAUCGUUCUAUCUUGAAUGACUUAGUUGUCAUACAAUAUUGUUAUCACUUGAAAUGUCACAGAGGCCAAACCUGAUGAUGUCUGGAGCUUCCUACUGUCCGCACUGUCAUGGAAACCAGACGUCAGCGAGUUUGGUUCCUGUUUAUAAUAGGGCUGAGGUUUUUGUUGUGAAUGUUUAUAUUAUAAUGGUUCAUAUUACAUAAAAUAAAGGCAUUCUCUUAAACUA
Saccostrea cuccullata (small rock oyster) is the source of this 4037-nucleotide messenger RNA. RefSeq names its product 5'-AMP-activated protein kinase catalytic subunit alpha-2-like. The record is from RefSeq and is a predicted model, not a curated record. Gene Ontology annotation, biological process: intracellular signal transduction; protein phosphorylation. Lineage: Eukaryota; Metazoa; Mollusca; Bivalvia; Ostreida; Ostreidae. Bases 149 to 1933 code for a protein of 594 amino acids. The transcript is spliced from 23 exons. Gene Ontology annotation, cellular component: cytoplasm. Gene Ontology annotation, molecular function: protein serine/threonine kinase activity; ATP binding.